GAUUUGCAGAUGAAGGAACGGCAGAUUAGAGAAGAAUUGGUGGUGAGAGGCGGAGAAAAUGCAGAUCUUCGUGAAAACUUUGACGGGUAAAACCAUAACCCUUGAGGUUGAAUCCAGUGACACUAUUGACAAUGUCAAGGCCAAGAUUCAAGACAAGGAAGGAAUUCCUCCAGACCAGCAAAGGCUGAUUUUUGCUGGUAAGCAGCUAGAAGAUGGCCGCACUCUUGCUGACUAUAACAUCCAGAAAGAGUCGACUUUGCAUUUGGUGCUGAGGCUUCGUGGAGGAAUUAUUGAGCCUUCUUUGAUGGCUUUGGCUAGGAAGUACAAUCAGGAAAAGAUGAUUUGCCGCAAGUGCUACGCUCGCCUACAUCCCCGUGCUGUCAACUGCCGCAAGAAGAAGUGUGGGCACAGCAACCAGUUGAGGCCUAAGAAGAAGAUCAAGUAGAUGGUGCUUUUGAAUUUCUGUCAGCAUGUAGUUGCUCAUGUUGAGAAACGGAUUAGAUAUAUUGUUGGGUUGCUUGUUCAAUUUUAUCCUAAACUUUGAUGAAUUUGUGUUUUAUUUAUAUCAAAGAUUUUGAGCAUCUUUCUCUGUUAUAUUUUCCCAAGUAUUCCAAGAACAUCACACACAAUAGAUCUCUUGUUGACAUCCUAAUCGUAAUAUCAAACAAAAUUAGAAAUGCUAAUUGCAUCUCUAA
Molecule: messenger RNA, 695 nt
Organism: Solanum pennellii
Lineage: Eukaryota; Viridiplantae; Streptophyta; Magnoliopsida; Solanales; Solanaceae
Product: ubiquitin-60S ribosomal protein L40
Exons: 5
Coding region: 59-445 (128 amino acids)
Biological process (GO): protein ubiquitination; modification-dependent protein catabolic process; translation
Cellular component (GO): ribosome; cytoplasm; nucleus
Molecular function (GO): protein tag activity; ubiquitin protein ligase binding; structural constituent of ribosome
Source: RefSeq, a predicted model, not a curated record